Eublepharis macularius is the source of this 3718-nucleotide messenger RNA. It is a transcript of the gene RAD21, whose product is annotated as RAD21 cohesin complex component. Gene Ontology annotation, biological process: mitotic sister chromatid cohesion; synaptonemal complex assembly; replication-born double-strand break repair via sister chromatid exchange. The record is from RefSeq and is a predicted model, not a curated record. NCBI's taxonomy places the organism in Eukaryota, Metazoa, Chordata, Lepidosauria, Squamata, Eublepharidae. Gene Ontology annotation, molecular function: chromatin binding; protein binding. Gene Ontology annotation, cellular component: synaptonemal complex; cohesin complex. The transcript has 15 exons. Bases 275 to 2158 code for a protein of 627 amino acids.
GGCGGCAGGAAGAGGAGCGGUCGCCAUCUUGUUUGUUUGAGUGGCUCGGAGAGGGGGGCGGGGGGAGAACCAGGGACGGGGAGCGGCGGUCCCCCCCAGCGCCCACCCCAGCCGGCGGAGCCCGCGCGGGACUCGAGAAUGAAGAUCUAGAGUGUACAUUCCACACCCAGGGAUUCUCAUUCUGUUUCCAAGAUUGCCAUUCCAGAUCUAGAGCACUCAUUCUACUCCCAGGUCCAUCAUUCUCUGGGCUGUUUUUCCAUAGACAGUUGGCACAAUGUUCUACGCUCACUUUGUCCUGAGCAAGCGAGGGCCGCUGGCCAAAAUCUGGCUGGCGGCCCAUUGGGAUAAGAAGCUAACCAAAGCCCAUGUGUUUGAGUGCAAUUUGGAAAGCAGUGUGGAGAGCAUCAUCUCACCUAAGGUGAAGAUGGCUCUUCGAACUUCAGGACACCUUUUAUUGGGAGUUGUUAGAAUUUACCACAGGAAAGCCAAAUACCUCCUUGCGGAUUGUAAUGAGGCGUUCAUUAAGAUCAAGAUGGCUUUCCGUCCAGGUGUGGUUGAUUUGCCUGAGGAAAACAGAGAAGCUGCAUACAAUGCUAUCACCUUACCUGAAGAGUUUCAUGAUUUUGACCAGCCGUUACCAGACUUAGACGAUAUUGAUGUGGCUCAGCAGUUCAGUUUGAACCAAAGCAGAGUGGAAGAAAUCACAAUGCGAGAAGAAGUGGGCAACAUCAGUAUCCUUCAGGAAAAUGACUUUGGUGACUUUGGAAUGGAUGAUCGUGAAAUGAUGAGAGAAGAUAGUGCAUUUCCUGAUGACAUGCUGGAUAGCACUAGUGCUUCUAACCUUCUCCUGGAGCCUGAACAGAGCACCAGUCAUCUUAACGAGAAACCUAAUCACUUGGAAUAUGACGAACAGUACAAGGAUGACAAUUUUGGAGAGGGAAAUGAUGGUGGAAUCCUGGAUGACAAGCUUCUAAGCAACAAUGAAGGAGGUAUAUUUGAUGACCCACCUGCUCUUUCGGAAGGAGGGGUAAUGAUGCCUGAGCAGCCUCCCCAUGAUGAUUUAGACGACGACGACAAUGUCUCGAUGGGUGGACCAGACAGUCCAGAUUCAGUAGAUCCAGUUGAACCGUUGCCAACUAUGACUGAUCAGACCACUCUGGUUCCGAAUGAAGAAGAAGCGUUUGCUUUGGAGCCCAUUGAUAUAACCGUUAAGGAAACCAAGGCAAAGAGGAAGAGAAAGCUGAUUGUAGACAGUGUAAAAGAACUGGACAGCAAGACUAUCAGAGCCCAACUGAGUGACUACUCAGAUAUAGUUACUACACUGGACUUGGCACCUCCUACUAAGAAAUUAAUGAUGUGGAAAGAAACUGGCGGAGUUGAAAAACUUUUCUCGCUUCCUGCUCAACCUCUGUGGAAUAACCGAUUGUUGAAGCUCUUCACCCGCUGUCUUACACCUCUGGUACCAGAAGAUCUCAGAAAGAGAAGGAAAGGCGGAGAGGCUGAUAAUCUGGAUGAGUUCCUUAAAGACUUUGAGAACCCUGAAGUGCCCCGAGAGGAGAUGCCUCAGCGUAAUGUUAUCGAUGAGCCCAUCUUGGAAGAGCCAAGCCGCCUCCAGGAAUCCAUAAUGGAAGGUAGCAGGACCAACUUGGAUGAAUCGGUCAUGCCACCUCCUCCACCUCAGACUGGUGUAAAGCGAAAGGCUGCGCAAGUGGAACCGGAGCCUGUGCUACCUGCUCAACCAAUGCAGCAGAUCGAAAUGCCUCCAGUGGAACUUCCUCCAGAAGAACCUCAAAACAUUUGCCAGCUAAUUCCAGAGCUGGAGCUCUUGCCUGAAAAAGAGAAGGAAAAAGACAAAGAGAAGGAGGAAGAGGAGGAAGAAGAGGAGGAAGAUGGCACGGGAGGGGAUCAGGAUCAAGAGGAAAGGCGAUGGAACAAGAGGACUCAGCAGAUGCUUCAUGGUCUUCAGAGAGCUCUUGCCAAAACUGGAGCAGAAUCCAUCAGUUUGCUUGAGCUGUGCAGGAAUACAAACCGCAAACAAGCAGCAGCAAAGUUCUACAGUUUCUUGGUACUGAAAAAGCAGCAAGCUAUUGAGCUGACCCAGCAGGAGCCGUACAGUGACAUCAUUGCCACUCCUGGUCCCAGGUUCCAUAUUAUUUGAAGGCUUGGCUUUAUGUAUAGUCAGCUUCGUUAGUGCUUACACAUCGUCCCGUGUGUAGGGCCCGCAAAAGAAGAAACCUAGAUCUUGUUGUCUGUACAAAGUCAAUGGCUUUUGUGUUUUGGGGUUUUCUAUUAAAUUUUACCACUUUUUUCAUGUCUAGUAACUCUGACUACUUGAGUUCCAGUUGCAAUUAAGUGACUUGAGGAGCUUAUAAAGUUUUUUUUUUUUAAAAAAAAACCAUUCAAAACAGAUGUGUGCAAUAUUGGUGCAUGUAACUAUGACUAAUAAAUGGUUUUACAGUUAUCUGGCUAGUAACAUAGAGAGCUGUUUUAAUCUACUCCAAGAGACAAAAAUGGCCAACCUGUUGUCUCAUUAAAAUCUUUGCCAAAUGUGUCUAAAAUAUGCUGUCUCUUCCUCAUGGUAGUGAAUUUUUUUCUUCCCUAAACUCCUUUCAUCAUUUAACAUGGUUUCUGAUGGCACCCUUGGAGCUGCCGUUAUGAAUGUUAGUGCCUGGCAGGAGUCCUUGCUGUGCCAUGGUGGUAACUGGAGAAUAUAGGGUUCAAGCAGCUCUAAAUGGCUGGCUGUAGGGGAAAAAAAUUAUUUUAAAACGAAUUGGAUCCUCUCUAAGCACAAAAGAUGAAACUUUCCAUAUGCUGGAUAUUACAUUCCUUAUUGUGGUCCAUUUCUGAUGUAACUAGUUGUAAGCAUACAACUAAGCAGCCAAUUACAGCUAACUUUUUUUGGUUGAAUCCAGAAUUCUUGAGCAUUCUAAACUUUUUGGAGAGCUGUGUAGAAAUGCCAUACUUCUAGACUGCGAACAAUUUGGUCUAAGAAAGCUAGAUAUUUGGUUGGAGUUUGAGCAAGUUGCAUUUGUAAAAGUUAUGCAGAACACCACUGGCCCAGAGAGGACAGCAAGUUACAGAUGUAUAUUUUAGAGAUAGGUGAACUUAAAUUUAUCAGACAUAAUCUUGUGUUAUUAAUUAAUCUCUCAUGAACAUUAUGGCUUCUGUAACUUUAUUUUCCAAUAAUGCACACUCCUGAAGCCCUUUGCAAAUCAUGUCCAGUUUGGAUUUACUAUAAAAAAUAACAGCUUUACUGUUAGGAUCAGGUUACCAGAAAUUAUGUGAAUAUAUUGAUGAUAAAUUUCAGCUUUUUAAAGGGCAAAAUUACACAAAUGAUAAAGGUUCUGGUUUUAAAUGUUGGCACUUUUGUGAAAUGAUUUUCAUUCUGGGACUGAGGUUUCAGUAUAUUCCCCAAGUGUAAAAUUAUGUGAAUGUUUUAAAAUUUGCAACAUGUUUUAAUAGUCCUUGAGAAAGUUAAUUGUAUAAAAUAGUUACCACAGCUUUAUUUUUGACAUGUGCCUGUACAACCAUGAUUUCCCCCCUUUUUGUACAAAGAGACAUUGUAGAUAACUUGAAUGUUUAAUUAUAGAGGAGGUCAUUAGUUUCUUGUUAAAGUUUGUUUAGUCUGGUUUUGUUGCUUUUCAAGGUUAAUAUUCUUGAAAAUCGUUGCUGUUAUGUAUAACUUUUCUAAUAAAAGUUGUGUUAUAAGCUGUCUUAA